This is a messenger RNA of Theileria annulata, 987 nucleotides long. Its product is annotated as DNA repair protein (RAD23). The coding region runs from base 1 to 987 and encodes 328 amino acids. Lineage: Eukaryota; Apicomplexa; Aconoidasida; Piroplasmida; Theileriidae. Gene Ontology annotation, biological process: nucleotide-excision repair; proteasome-mediated ubiquitin-dependent protein catabolic process. Gene Ontology annotation, molecular function: polyubiquitin modification-dependent protein binding; ubiquitin binding; proteasome binding. Gene Ontology annotation, cellular component: nucleoplasm; cytosol. The transcript has 6 exons. The record is from RefSeq and is a predicted model, not a curated record.
AUGAAUCUUAAGGUGAAAACUCUUAAAAACGUCCAGGUUGAUGUUGACGUUCCCGAUACUGCAUCAGUAGAAGAUUUAAUGAACAAAGUGGCUGAAUCUUUCCCCAAUAUGCAAGCGGAUUCUCUAAAACUAAUUCACGCUGGAAAAAUACUUAAAAAGGAGCUCCUUCUCAAAGAUUAUUCAGAUAUCAAGGAUGGAGAUAAAGUAAUUGUCAUAUCAUCUAAGACAUCUGAUCCUUCCAAAAAUCAAGACCCAAAUAGCCAACCUUCCUCUACAACUACUCCAACAUCAAAACCUCCACAACCACCAACUCAAGACGAUACACCUAAUCAACCUUCUUCUGGCAAUGUAGUUUCCGAACAAACCUAUGAAAAUGUGUCAUCUAAGUUUGUUAUGGGAUCAGAACUUGAACAGAGUAUUAAUCGUAUAUGUGAAAUGGGUUUUGAGAGACCACUCGUUGAACGGGCUAUGGCUGCUGCUUUCAAUAACCCUGACAGAGCAGUAGAGUUUUUAUCCACGGGGAACAUUCCUGCCUCCAAUAUGCCAAACAUCAAUGCCCAAAAUUUAGCCACAGCAGAACAUGGAGAUCCUGCUGGAGAUGAUGUGCUUCAAAUGUUACAGUCACAUCCAAUGUUUGAACAGCUCAUACAAGCAGUCCGGUCUGACCCGAACCUACUUCAACAGAUGUUGGAAAACCUGGGACAAACUAACCCCGAGCUUUUACAGGCUAUAAUCCAAAGGCAAGACGAGUUUGUUGAAUUGCUCAGCUCUAGUGCUAGAGCUGCUGCUACAGCUGAUCAGUAUUCUACUACGGAAAACAAUCCAAACAUAAUCACACUUACACCAGUGGAAAUGGAAAGCAUACAGCGUCUUGAAGGGUUAGGAUUCUCUAGACCCGCAGUUAUCGAAGCAUACUUGGCUUGUGACAAGAACGAGGAGCUUGCAGCAAACUAUUUACUUGAAAACUUUAACGAUUUUCAAGAAUAA